Vicia villosa (hairy vetch) is the source of this 1440-nucleotide messenger RNA. RefSeq lists its product as uncharacterized. The transcript is spliced from 5 exons. The coding region runs from base 1 to 1440 and encodes 479 amino acids. The record is from RefSeq and is a predicted model, not a curated record. Lineage: Eukaryota; Viridiplantae; Streptophyta; Magnoliopsida; Fabales; Fabaceae.
AUGGACUUUAAUACACACCAAAUUGGUAGUCAACAUCAAAGGGCACGGAGAGCAGAAAAUGAACGCAAAAGAAAACAAAAUAUGGACAGUGCGCAAAGAGAACACCAUUUAUCGAGACGUCGGGAAAAUUAUAGGCGGAGACAAGAGAAACAAGCUCAGACUUUACACACUGUAACCACUCGAUCGAGGGUUCCAUUACAGAAUUUGACAAACAUGACUUUUCCAAGUUCACACUUUCAAGGAACUCAUGACCAUGAGGCCGGUCUAAGUAGAAUUACACAUGUUAAUGACGCUGCACUUGGUCGUACGUUCGCAUCACCCCAUCAAUCUAUCAACAACACCCAAUCUGGUACAGAUGAUGUGCCUGUGGAUGGAUCUACGGAGGAUGUAGCAAUAUCAGAUGUCAAUGUUGAAGGAAGAGACAAUAAUGCCUCACCGUGUCAAUCUCAAUCCUCGCGACAUCCUUUUCGAGCAAGAUACAAUAUUUCUCGAAAUUUCACAAAUAACAUGGUGAUGGCAAAAUCUAGGUUGCCUAAUCCAACUACAUGUAGACGUUGCAACGCAAAACUGUUUCACCACGAAUCACGAGACACAUGUUGUUCUGGUGGGAAGGUAUCGUUUCCAAGGGUUGAUGCUCCUACAGAAUUGAAAGAACUAUUUUCGGAGGGUUCGGCAGAGGGAAAACAUUUUAGGCAGCAUAUUCGAAGUUACAACCAUGUCUUCUCUUUCACUUCAAUUGGUGUUCACGUCGAUGAAAAAAUUCUUGCGUUUGGUCGUGGUAUAUAUACAUUUUGUGCUCAAGGAGCUUUUUACCAUAACAUCGGAGGUUUCUAUCCAAAUGAGGGUGACAGACCGAGCUUCCUACAGUUAUACAUCUAUGACACAGAUAACGAGCUACAUUAUAGAAUGCGGGAAAAUCCACAACUACACCAGACUGUGGUUCAAAAACUACAACAAUUGCCCCAUCAGUAUAAUCCUUUUGUAAUUAGGUUCAGACAACUGUCCUUACUUCCAAAUAUCAAUGACUGUAGCCUCAUACUCAAAGAGCGUCCAAGUAAUCACCCUCAAUAUAAUCUUCCAUCUGCGGAACAAGUCGCUGCAAUUAUUGUUGGUGGUGAUACUGAAUCUAUGGCAUACGGAAGUGAUAUUAAUGUCAUUCGCCAUGAUGGCCAUCUAAAGAAAGUACAGGAAACAAAAGGAUAUUAUGAUCCCUUGCAGUAUCCUAUAUUGUUUCCAUUUGGGACGCAUGGUUGGGAUGUUAACACGACAAAUUGUAGUGGACGAAGAGUGUCAUGUCGAGCGUAUUACAGCUACAUGCUUCAGAUUCGUCCAAGUGAUCAAUCAAUGUUGUUAAAUGCGGGUCGACUAUUACAACAAUAUGUCGUAGACAAUUAUGUCAAAAUUGAAUCAGGGAUGUUAAGGUGGAUUCGAGAACACUAG